This is a messenger RNA of Lonchura striata (white-rumped munia), 574 nucleotides long. NCBI's taxonomy places the organism in Eukaryota, Metazoa, Chordata, Aves, Passeriformes, Estrildidae. The record is from RefSeq and is a predicted model, not a curated record.
GAGAGUCCUGAUGGCCGAUUCGAACACCUAUCUGCGGCAGCCUUGGCGCACCGUGCAUGGCAUCCCCAUGGUCAAUGCCUUCGCCCUCAACUGGGAACGGGUUGACAGUUUCCAGACCCGCCCUGAGGACAUCGUGGUGGUCACCUACCCCAAAUCUGGCACCACCUGGGUCAGUGAGAUCGUGGACAUGGUCCUGAAAGGCGGAGACCCAGAAAAAUGCAAGCAGGAUGACAUUGUGAACCGGGUGCCCAUGAUGGAGUGUGCUGCCCCUGGGAAGUUACCAGCAGGCACAGAGCAGCUGGAGGUCAUGCCAUCCCCUCGCAUCAUCAAGACCCACAUCCCAGCUCACAUCUUGCCCAAAUCCUUCUGGGAAAACCGCUGCAAGAUGAUCUAUGUGGGGCGCAACGCCAAGGACGUGGCUGUCUCCUACUACCACUUUGAUUUGAUGAACAAGUUCCAUCCACACCCCGGGACAUGGGCCCAGUAUCUGGAGGAGUUCAUGGCUGGCAGAGUGGCGUAUGGUUCCUGCUGGGACCCCUAUUCCCAGCGGUGGGUGCAGCGAUGGCCGCGGUGA